GGGAACGAGGUGGCCAGACCUGUGCGACCUGAGGCCAGAGGUCGGACCCCGGCGGCUUCCCACCGGCUGGGGGACCCGCAUCUGCCGGCCUCCCGCCGGCCCCUCCCAGAUGACCCUCACUGGACUCCCAGGUGGUCCUCCAGGUGGAUCUCACCGGCCCCUCCCAGGUGGCCCCUCCCAGGUGGCCCCUCCCAGGUGGCCCCUCCCAGGUGGCCCUCCAGGUGAAUCUCACGAACCCCUCCCAGGUGGAUCUCACCUGCUCCCAGGUGGGCCUGGCUGGGAUGUAGGCUCAGGCCUGUGGACCCAAGGCCCCAGAGGCAGGGGAGGCCAUGCGCCACGCACAGGGGACCCGGACCCUCAGGACUGAGGUGGCUGGGGGCCAGCCUCCCAGCGAUCCCACCUCGCUGCCCAGGGAAGGGGGGCCGCCUCCUCCCCAGGAAGCGAUGGUGCUCCCUGGAGGGGGGACCCGCUCCUGCCCCCACCGCGCCCCGCCUCCCCCCUGCGGCCGACCGCGGCUCUUCCACCCGAUCCUGAAGGUCGGCCCAAGGAUAGGAAGGGGCAGGGAAGGUACACUCGGGGCCAGGUGGAGGGCACCCCAGGAGGAAGGGAAGGCCAGUGGCUGACCUGGGAUCUCCGAGGUUCAGAGGUCGCCGAGCCGGCCCCUGCCCCCACCCCUUCUCUUCCCGCAGCCUGCUAUGGGGGCGGCGUCCCUGCUGCUGUGCGUGUCCGUGGCCCUCCCACUGCUUCUGGGCGCAGAUGAAUGCCAGGACAUUCGUGUGCUAACUGAGGCAUCUUCAGCAAAGCAGCCUUUUGCCUUUAAUUGCACAUCCCCUCUGCUCACUUCUGGGAAAGCACGGGUAACCUGGUACGGACACCCUAGCAAAGUCCCAGUCUCCACCGACUCUCAGGCUAGGAUCCACCAGGAGCAGAGCUGGCUCGUGUUCCUGCCCGUGGCCUGGGGGGACUCGGGGACCUACCGGUGUGUUAUAAAUGAUACAGACGGGUGUCGCCAAGUACAUGUAAACCUAACUGUGUUCGAAAAAUAUGGGUGUGGCAUGUCCAGAAACAGUCAAAUGAAUUUCCCAGAUGGGCACGAACAAAUACUGCAUGUUGGGAAAGAUGACAGCCUGACAUGUCACCUGAAUUUCCCGAAGAGUUGUGUCUUGGAUUCAGUAAAGUGGUAUAAGGACUGUAAAGAGAUUAAAGGAGAGCGUUUCACUUAUUGGAAACUAAAGCUGUCAGUGAACAAUGUUUCGGAGGAAGACAGAGGGAGCUAUGCCUGCAAAGCCAGCCUGACACAUGCAGGGAGGCAGUUCACUGUGUCCCGGAGAAUUGCCGUGAAUGUCACAGAAAAUGUUGGACAUGAAGGAAGAAUCCCUAAAAUAACGUAUCCAACAAACAAUACAAUUGAAGCACAACUUGGCUCCACCCUUACUGUGAACUGCAACAUCACAGACUCGAGGGACAACACCAACCUGCGCAUCUGGAGGGUCGGCAACACUUGGGUGGAUGUGUACUACCAAGAGUCCAAGCGGGUCCAAGAAGGAAACGAAUCUCAGUGCUAUGUGUGGGCGAGCAACUUCAAAGAUUGUCACUCUCCUGCGCCCUCGUUCCAGAUGAGGUGGACGGGAGGCGUGGCCUGCUGGAAUGAGAUCCAUUUCUGUCAGCUGCUACUGAAAACCAGUCUCAUUCCCAGAACCCACGUUGCUUUUAAGGAACAUGCUGUUUACACAGUUGGCAUAACCUUUUUAGAAGUGAAAAUGGAAGAUUACGGCCGUCCCUUCACAUGCUAUGCUGGUGUGUCUGCAGCAUACUUCAUGCUAAAGCCCCCAGGUAAUGUUCCCGUGGGCCAAGUACUGCUCAGAGGGCUCAAAUGGUGGCAAGGACACACACGGAAGACAAGGGGCAUGAAAUGCAGGCAUGUGGCAGCAGGGUGGUGGGACACAGACAAACCCAGCAUGAAGUACAGGGUGAUUCUGAGAAGGCUCUCCAGCGCUGCAACUCCAGCAUGGGGUGUGUGGGGAGUGCCAUGUUAACAUAUUGGAAUGCAUGUGGAGUAACAUGUUAUCAGACGUGGAAUGCGCGGGGAGUGUCAUGUUAACAUAUGUGGAAUGUGUGGGGAGUGCCAUGUUAACAGUGACAUGUUCUCCACCAAAGUUCUGGAAAACAGGUGUUCCUGUACCAAACCUGAUUGCUCAAUGUUUAUAGUCAUGUGCUUGUGAUUUUCAGCCUUUAGGUGGUUUGUUAUAAAUAAUUUGAUAUGAAAAUGAAACGUUUAUGUAUUUUUUUA
Myotis lucifugus (little brown bat) is the source of this 2290-nucleotide messenger RNA. RefSeq names its product interleukin 1 receptor like 2 (gene IL36R). Bases 696 to 2036 code for a protein of 446 amino acids. Gene Ontology annotation, biological process: regulation of inflammatory response. Gene Ontology annotation, molecular function: interleukin-1 receptor activity. The transcript is spliced from 10 exons. Lineage: Eukaryota; Metazoa; Chordata; Mammalia; Chiroptera; Vespertilionidae. The record is from RefSeq and is a predicted model, not a curated record.